Molecule: messenger RNA, 2494 nt
Organism: Aspergillus nidulans FGSC A4
Lineage: Eukaryota; Fungi; Ascomycota; Eurotiomycetes; Eurotiales; Aspergillaceae
Gene: prp28
Product: mRNA splicing protein PRP28
Exons: 3
Coding region: 1-2349 (782 amino acids)
Cellular component (GO): nucleus; cytoplasm
Molecular function (GO): ATP hydrolysis activity; RNA helicase activity; ATP binding
Source: RefSeq, a predicted model, not a curated record
AUGGAAUCACAGUCGAUCCUGCCUCCUCCACCCCCUCCUGAGGAUGCCAGCGCACCUCCACCUCCCCCAGAAGAGUCCGCUGCUCCUCCGCCGCCGCCAGAUGUAUCCGCGCCUCCACCUCCGCCCGAAGACCUUCCACCACCUCCUCCUGAACCGGAAGUAAAGAAAAAGAAGGUGGGAUGGGGUACCAAGCGUCCGGCUACGACGCCGUUGAGUGUAGAGGAGUUAGUUCGGAAGAAAAGAGAAGCCGAUGCAGCAGCGGCUCGGCCAAAAUUCAUGUCCAAAGCGGAGCGAGAACGGUUGGCAUUGGAAAAGCGCGCGAAGGAGGUCGACGCUCAGCGACGGAGGACGAAUGGAACCCCUAAUGGGGUGGAUGGGAUGGAUUUAGAUACGCCGUCUAGGGGAUUCCGUACGCCGAAUGGUGAUUCUCGAUCUAUUCCUACAGGUCCUCGUGCAAUGAGGAACGGUGACGGCCCGACUCCUACUGGGCCAGCAGCUAUGCGUUCAAGGAAUGACUCGGGUACAACCAAAUCAGAUAAAAAAGUUGAUAAAAGGUUCAAUGAAGAGGACGAGGCCGCAGCGCAAGCGGCCCUCAUCAAGCAACGAUAUAUGGGCGCGGACCAGACUUCGAACUUUUCGGCGAAGAAGAAGCGGAAGCGAACGACGGACCGGAAGUUCAACUUCGAGUGGAACGCUGAGGAGGACACUAGCGGCGACUAUAACCCGCUGUAUCAGCACCGACAUGAGGCCAAUUUCUUCGGACGCGGGCGUCUGGCGGGCUUCGGUGACGAUGUGGCCGAUUCAGUGGCAAAGAAGUAUGCUAAAGCGCUGGAGGACCGAGAUCGCGAAGCGGGAAGUAUUCGGGCGAGGGAGAUCUUGGAGAUGGAGCGGAGGCGGCGAGAGGAGAGUACGCGGAACCAGUUGGACAAGCAUUGGAGCGAGAAGAAGCUGGAGCAUAUGCGCGAGCGAGACUGGCGUAUCUUCAAAGAAGACUUCAAUAUCGCGACCAAGGGUGGAAGCGUACCAAACCCGAUGAGAUCAUGGGACGAGUCUGGCCUGCCGAAGCGGCUUCUGGAGCUUGUUGAUCGAGUUGGGUACAAAGAGCCAACUCCGAUUCAGCGAGCUGCGAUCCCUAUCGCAAUGCAGUCGCGCGAUCUUAUCGGUGUUGCCGUGACUGGGUCUGGUAAGACUGCAGCGUUUCUUCUCCCUCUGCUAUGUUAUAUUGCAGAGUUGCCGCGGAUAGACGAGUUUGAGUGGCGCAAGAACGACGGACCGUACGCAAUUGUUCUUGCGCCGACCCGUGAAUUGGCCCAGCAAAUUGAGAUUGAAGCCAAGAAGUUCACGGAGCCACUUGGUUUUAAUGUUGUCAGUAUCGUUGGUGGUCACUCGUUCGAGGAGCAGGCAUACAGUUUGCGGAACGGUGCUGAGAUCAUUAUUGCUACACCUGGUCGUCUAGUCGACUGCAUCGAGCGCCGCAUGUUGGUACUUAGCCAGUGUUGCUACGUUAUUAUGGAUGAAGCCGAUCGUAUGAUCGACCUUGGUUUUGAGGAGCCGGUUAAUAAGAUUCUUGACGCGCUUCCGGUCACCAAUGAGAAGCCCGACACAGAGGAAGCAGAGGAUUCAUCGGCCAUGAGCCGACAUCUCGGCUCAAAGGACCGCUACCGCCAGACCAUGAUGUACACAGCUACCAUGCCCACUGCGGUAGAGCGCAUUGCUCGAAAGUACCUCCGGCGACCAGCGAUUGUCACCAUUGGAAGCGCCGGUGAAGCUGUGGACACUGUCGAACAGCGCGUCGAGAUGAUCGCCGGCGAAGAUAAGCGCAAGAAACGCCUCGGCGAGAUCUUAUCGUCUGGCGACUUCCGUCCACCGAUCAUCGUCUUUGUCAAUAUCAAGCGCAACUGCGAUGCAAUUGCGCGCGAGAUUAAACAAUGGGGCUUUUCUUCUGUUACACUGCACGGAAGCAAAACACAGGAGCAGCGUGAGGCCGCCCUGGCUUCUGUUCGCAACGGCUCGACGGACGUCCUGGUCGCUACGGAUCUGGCUGGACGUGGUAUCGAUGUGCCAGACGUCAGUCUCGUUAUCAACUUCAACAUGGCUACCUCGAUUGAGAGCUACACUCACCGUAUCGGUCGUACUGGUCGUGCUGGGAAGAGUGGUGUGGCUAUCACAUUCUUGGGUAACGAGGAUGCCGACGUCAUGUACGAUCUCAAGCAAAUGCUUAUCAAGUCGCCCAUUUCCCGGGUGCCGGAGGAAUUGCGCAAGCACGAGGCCGCUCAAUCGAAGCCCACACGCGGAGCGGGAAAGAAGAUCGAGGAGGCUUCUGGUUUCGCUGGUAAAGGGGGUUGGUAAAGAUGCUAUCCAUAGUAUUCAUGAUUUUCAGUUAUGUACUUCACGGCCCAUGCAGGCGUUGGGAACUUAGGAGAUAGUCUAGCGUUGGGCUGUACUAUAGAUUGUUCAGAAUUAGGGCUGGCCAAAUCAAACAAAGAUCACGGCA